Suillus paluster is the source of this 1275-nucleotide messenger RNA. RefSeq lists its product as uncharacterized. The transcript has 6 exons. Bases 1 to 1275 code for a protein of 424 amino acids. The record is from RefSeq and is a predicted model, not a curated record. NCBI's taxonomy places the organism in Eukaryota, Fungi, Basidiomycota, Agaricomycetes, Boletales, Suillaceae.
AUGAGCGACGCGGAACAUAUUCGAAUUCGUGAAGACGACUCGAAAUCUACUGAAGGCAAGGUAUUAUGUGGCGUCUGCCGUAGACAGUUUUCUAGGUAUACGUGCCCGGUGUGCAAUGUUUCUUACUGCAGCCUGACGUGUUUUCGCUCAGAGGCUCAUUCCCAAUGUUCGGAGACAUUUUAUCGAAAGGAAAUACAGACCAGCAUCAAACCGAAGUCUUCGAAAACACAUGAGGAGAGGGAAAAGAUGCUCGAGUUACUGAAGCGCCUCGAAGACCAAAUUCAAGAGGAAGAUAGCAACCUGCUGCGUGACCAGGACGAAUCCGACAGUGACGCCAAUGAUCUUAUCUGCAGAUUUGCUGGUGUUGAUAUUUCUUCAGCAUCAUCCGAUGAAUUACUCAGACUUUUGACCAAGGAAGAAGUAGACAAGUUCUUCAAUGCACUCAGAGACCCAACCAGCCAGCUGGCCCAACAAUUACUUUCUAGUGAGGAACUGCAGUCUGUGAGGCUUGAGCCGUGGUGGGAGGCUCCUCUGGAAGGAUCUCCAAGCGGGGGCAUGCGAUAUGGAUCCAAACCUGCCCUGAUGGAAGUCCCGCUCAACCUGAUAAAGCGUCAGUCUAGUAGUCCCGCUCUGAUGUACAACAUUUGUGCUGUCCUUGUUGCUUAUACGUUUGCUACCCGCCAUCUCUCCGUUUCUCCGCUAUCCUCGGCGGAAAACGAUGCGUCAGAUGAAGCGGAGGCGCGUAGAAUCAUCUCGCAAGCAGUUCCGUUUCUAGUAGCUCAUCAGUCAAAAGUGCUGUACUCAACGUUGAGCAGUGCCGUCACUGAUGUGUGUUCACGCUUUGACCCUGGCACCGUGGGCGCUGAAUCCUUAUCAGUACUCUCGCAUGAUCUCUUCAUCAUAGUGAGACCGAGAAGAGUGGUCGCCGCAUCUUCCGAUAUCAACUCAUUAAAUGAUCACGCGUCUGUUACAUUAUUAGCCGCACUUUCGGACCUCUCUAGGCUUUUCGCCCCACGCUCAAUUGGGGUUCCUAGUCACAUCCAGAUGAAGCUUAGAUUUUACGCCGCUCAAAUCCUCUCCACGCCUCAGGUCGCCCUUCGUGCACUUGCAAACGAACUACAAGCUUACACACAGGCCGUGAAGGCGGAGGCAGGACCGAUAUUAACCGAUCCUCGUCUCCAGAAGCACCUCGACGCCUCGCAGCCAAAGCCCGCAUCCAAUCUUGAUAUCACAAUCAGCAGCCGAAGUCAGCCAUUGAUUGAGGAGUAUCCUUAG